Tachysurus vachellii is the source of this 3182-nucleotide messenger RNA. It is a transcript of the gene ormdl2, whose product is annotated as ORMDL sphingolipid biosynthesis regulator 2. Bases 144 to 605 code for a protein of 153 amino acids. Gene Ontology annotation, cellular component: endoplasmic reticulum membrane. NCBI's taxonomy places the organism in Eukaryota, Metazoa, Chordata, Actinopteri, Siluriformes, Bagridae. Gene Ontology annotation, biological process: intracellular sphingolipid homeostasis; negative regulation of ceramide biosynthetic process; ceramide metabolic process. The record is from RefSeq and is a predicted model, not a curated record. The transcript is spliced from 4 exons.
ACUCAUCUCAGGUCUCAGUCUAACUCUGGUGUAACUCUGCAACAGCUCAAGUCCAGUAUUUGAACCAUCUACUCAACUUCUUCUAUGCUGGAGUUAUAAUUUAUGACCUCAAAAGUAUUUGGAGAAAGAAAAGCGCUUGCAGGAUGAAUGUGGGCGUCGCUCACAGCGAGGUGAACCCUAACACGAGGGUGAUGAACAGCAGAGGGAUUUGGCUCACUUACCUGCUGCUGACCGUCGUCCUACACAUCGUCUUACUGAGCAUCCCUUUCCUUAGCGUGCCGAUCGUGUGGACCUUAACCAAUGUCAUUCACAAUCUGGCCAUGUACGUGUUCCUUCACACGGUAAAGGGCACUCCGUUUGAGACGCCAGACCAGGGCAAAGCCCGCUUGCUCACUCACUGGGAACAGAUGGAUUAUGGCAUCCAGUUCACAUCAUCAAGAAAAUUCCUCACCAUUUCACCCAUAGUACUGUACAUCCUGGCCAGCUUUUACACCAAAUACGAUGCCACCCAUUUCCUCAUCAACACAAGCUCCCUUCUCAGCGUCCUCCUUCCCAAGUUGCCUCAGUUCCACGGAGUGCGUCUGUUCGGCAUCAAUAAAUACUGAUGCGACCUACAGAUCGGUGGUCAGGAGGUAAAGGGGACAGUAGCGCAGAAAGUCUUUCAGUUUAAUUAUCAGCCUUGUCUUAAUACGAGCUGACGCUAAGGAAGCAACACAACUGAACUUCUUACACCUUAUCGAAAAAGGACCUGCGGUUUAAAUUUUCUUAGUAUUUUCUCCCAUCUUUUUUUUUUCUUCACCGGAACCGGAAAAGCCGGUUUUCCAGACGACGAAUUCACUCCAAGCGCAAGUGAAUUUAUAUAUUUAUUUAUUCGUUCUUAAAAAAAAACCUUCACGCCAAGAGACUCAAACGAAGCCGAAUCCAGUAACAGAGCGAGUUUCCGUCGAACGUCUACGAUUAAAGUGAAAGAAGGUUGUAGGAGAAUAAAAACAUCCAACUACACACACGGAUAAAGGAUCAGAGCUAGUGCACCAAACCUUCAAGCCCCAGCCCGACCCCCAAGAUACAAACUCAGCGAGUCGAAUGACUGACAAUCGUAGAAGUCUGACAUACUUCUCUAACAGCGACGCACAACAAUAGAGUAACACACAGAAAGCACAUUGUAGAUAUACAUAAACACACACGUGUGUGUGUGUAUAUAUAUAUAUAUAUAUAUAUAUGUAUGUAUGUAUAUAUAUAUAUAUAUAUAUAUUGGCCUGGACUGAUGUUAACACGCUCUCGUUUGAGUUGGGUGUAUAGACGUGAAUCAGAACUCUGAUCCAGACCUGCAAGAUCCAAUAAAUAAAGCAGGGGCAGGUGUAUUUUACCCCAUGUCGUCAGUCAGAUAUGGAUCACAUGAGGUUAAGGCCAAGUUCGUUAACAUGCCGCUUUCUACGUGGCAUAAGCAAUGUUUGUUCACUUAUUUUUUAGUUUCCUGAAGCGUUAGUUCAUGUUACAAAUCCAUAGACUAGAACCCAGUUUGGUAGAAAAUAUCACAGGCGUGUAUGCAAACGAGGGGCGGGAUCGGUGUGAACGCUUGACCGGAGCAGGCAGGACGGGUCAAAUUGUCUGUGGUAGAGGGCAGGUUUGGGCAAAUGUUAUAUGCCUGGAAUUGAUUUGGUAGAAAACAGGAUUUGUUAGGAGUUGGUCUUUCAGGAGUGGGUGGGAUAGAUAUGGAAAUAGAAACAGUUUGGACAAAGUUUUGGGAAGAAUGAGCAGGAUUGGUCAGAAUUCUUUUGGGAUUGAUCAGGAUUGGUCAGAAUGAUUCCCUGAGCGAAUAGGAAUCGUAAGUUAUUUUGGGAGUGCCCUGGGAGCAGUGAGAAUUCUUUCAGUUGUGGACAGGAUUGGAAUCUUUCGGGGAAUCUGAGGGACGAGCAAUUCUUUCGGUUUAGUCGGAAUUCUUUCAGCGGAUCGGUCAGGAUUUCACGACAGGGCGGUCAGAGUUCUUUCAGGAGCGGGUGGGACCGAUCCGAAUUUGUGUGCGUGAGCGGGAUUUUAAAAACCGUCCUGUUUACAACCUCUAGUUGCGUGUUCAGGUUACCGGUCAGACUCAGAGCGGCUUUCACAAACACCUUUCACAAGUGGAGAUCUGGAUACUGUGCAGUCCCGUGUUGAGUGAUGAAAGGCCCACUGCAGGCAGUGUUUUUUUUUAUUUUUAUUUUUAUUGUUUUUUAAAGAAUACAAACAAUAUUGUCGUGAUCACCGCUGUUCAGUUACAGAUGCCUGAACCUGACCGCUCUCUCUCGCUCUCUUUCUCUCUCGCUCUCAAAAAGCCUGAUUUUGAUCACAAAUCAAAACAGUCGGGUCACAAUAUUACAUUUUAAGAAGCGAUUCAUCAGUUUCACCCUUUUUUCCCCUCUCCAUCAGUGGGAUUUAUCUAAACCGACUCAUCUCUGGAAACCUCACAGUCGAUGCUGUUAUCAUCUCAUCAUUUGUUUUGUCUUUGAAGUGCCUUGUCUCGCGUUUUUCAUUUUAUGUGUAUCGAUUGUCGCGUGUAUCACGUUUUUUCCCCCUCGGUCUAGAUUCCAUCAUUCAUUGCUUUGCAGCGAGCAGUUUUUUUGUUAGCUACUUGACAUUUAUACAGGAUGCCGACGUCUUUAAAAAGGGGAACCGUUUAGUCUCAGAACAUUUACACAAUCGAGGUCCAGCUUUAAUUCAGACUCAUUCGUACGUCUAAAGCAGGUUAUUGCAGGAAUGACUGCAUGCCGUUUGGGGCAAAAAAAAACUAACUAUAAAGCAAAAAAAACAAACUACUACACAUUUGAUCAUAUUCUACAGCUAGAGUUCUGGGCGUACAAUGUGGCAUACUGUGUUUAUUUUUGGAUACCUUUUUUUUUUUAUAAUAUAUUAUAUUGUUUGUAGCCAUAAACGUUGACCCCCUACGAUAAACGAUCCCUGUUCACGUCUGUGUGUGUUUUCACGUUUAAAGAUGAUUCAUUCUGUCAUUUCUCGGUCAGUUCUAUAACAGGCUCAAUCGUGGGCAACGAACGAAUAAACGACGCACUGUACAUAUUAUACUGUCAAUUAUAAAUCCUGAUAUAAUAGCAUCACUUUGUUUUCUGUCCUCUGUCUUGUCCAUGAGAUCCUUUCAUCACCUGCAGAAAGACUCGUUUAAAAAUGCAAUAAAACGUCUGACAAAACUA